CUACAGGGUGGGCUUGAAGUCCGCAUCACCGCUGAACAGUAUCACGCCAUGCACAUCAGGCUCGACGGCCGCCUGCGUCAGGAACGAGGCGAUCAGCGGGUCGGCUCCCUUCUGCACGAGGUGGCACAGAUUCGCCUUACAGCCGUAGCACUUGACUCUCUUCGGCUUGAGGCCAAUCUGCUUGACUUCGAGGUUGAAGUGUGCCCUCUGGCUUGACAAGUCCCAAUGAAGCCAUGCCAGCUUGUUCCUAUCGUUUUCCGCUCGCUGAAGCUGACGCUCGAGUGCGGCGCCGGUAUAGCGGCUGGGGAGGGACCACGCCGUGUCGUCCAGAUGUCUCUUGGGAUCCACAUUGACGAAGAUGAUGUGGCCGUCCACCAGCUGAAUCGGGUGAUCGGUCUUGGCUGCGAAGUCGGUGAUCAUGCCGAGGACGAGGCCUUCGAACUCUGAAUGGUGAGGAUUGACCUUCCUUGUCUGCCGCUGCUUCUUCUCAUACUUGUACCAGCCCUGGAUAAAGUUGGCGCCGUCCACGAUGAGCGCACAGCGAAGUACACGCUGAGGAAACAGAAGCGCACACACGCAUAUUCAGCCUCACAGCGCACUAGCGCCACUGCCAUGGCCUUACUUGCUGUGACGAGCGGUGUGCUGAGGACCUGGCCAUCGUCAAAACGACCUGAAGGAGAAAAGAUUGUGUACGCGGUGUUUCAAAGGCUCCCGGAGAGGUGCAAAGGCUCCCGGCUCAAAGUUCUCCGGAGAGGCAUGGGCUCAGUAGACCGCAAGUUGUAUGCAUG
Vitrella brassicaformis is the source of this 788-nucleotide messenger RNA. The record is from the annotation of a GenBank genome assembly. Lineage: Eukaryota; Vitrellaceae.